GCGCGCCGCCGUGCGCGUGGCCAGAGCUCUCUCUCUCUCUUUCUCCGCCCGGCCGCCUGAUUUUCGCUCCUCCCCUUUCGGUCCCUUCUCCUCCCUGGCUCGCGCCCCACCUACUCCACCCGUCUCCGUUUCACCAGGCAGGCGCAGGCGCGCGCGCAAGAGCCUCCCAGCGCCAAGCCGGCAUCUCCGAGCAAGCAGCAGCAGCAUCCUCCCCUCCCCUCACGCCUCGCCUCCUCUCUCUCUCGCUCCCUCCCCUACCCCCUUCAGGCCCCGCGCCGAAUCCUAGCUCUCAGCGCGCGCGCCUUGCCUCUGCGCUCGCCCUUCCUUUUUCUGUCCCCGCAUCUCCUCCUCCUCUUCUGCCAACAUCCCCGGCGUCCCGGGCUCACUUGCAAAUGGAUUUGCCCGCGAGCCACUGCAAAAAAGUCAAGCUGAGCAACAAAGUGCAGAGUUGGAACCCUUAUCAGCAGGAAGUUGUGCAAAAUAGGUUUCUCCCACUCCUGGGAUGCUACAGAACUGGUGUGCUUUUCAAUACCCUGUCUUAUGAGGAAGGCAGAACUGCCUGUGUCCCCUUCUUGGUCUUAACCAGCCUUCGCCAGGUGGAUGCCCACCAGAUGUUUUGGACUAAAACUCCCAUCAGGCCCUGCCAGCUGCAGCCCCAACAACAUCAAGAAGGCACCACCUUGGCAAACACAAAUUUUGCUACAAGGAGCUGUGGAAGGCAGCCAUCCCAACAUGGCUACACGGGAAUGCAGAGAGCUACCAAUGUCACCUACCAAGCCCACCAUGUCAGCCGCAAUAAGAGGGGUCAGGUAGUAGGGACCAGAAGUGGCUUUCGGGGCUGCACAGUCUGGCUAACAGGUUUGUCUGGAGCUGGGAAGACCACAGUUAGCAUGGCACUGGAGGAAUAUCUAGUGUGCCAUGGCAUUCCAUGCUAUACUCUGGAUGGUGACAACAUCAGACAAGGCCUGAAUAAGAACCUAGGAUUCUCACCAGAAGACAGGGAAGAAAAUGUCCGCCGGAUUGCUGAGGUUGCCAAGUUGUUUGCAGAUGCUGGCUUGGUGUGCAUCACUAGUUUUAUUUCUCCUUAUGCCCAGGACCGUAACAAUGCAAGGCAAAUCCACGAAGUGGCAAGCCUGCCUUUCUUUGAAGUAUUUGUGGAUGCUCCAUUGUACGUUUGUGAGCAGAGAGAUGUGAAAGGCCUCUACAAAAAAGCUCGUGCUGGAGAAAUUAAAGGUUUUACUGGUAUUGACUCAGAGUAUGAGAAACCUGAAGCCCCUGAGCUGGUACUCAAAACGGAUUCCUGUGAUGUCAAUGACUGCAUUCAGCAAGUUGUGGAACUUCUGCAAGAGAGGGACAUUGUACCAGUGGAUGCCUCUUACGAGGUUAAGGAGCUGUAUGUGCCUGAAAACAAACUUAAAUUGGCCAAAACAGAUGCAGAGUCUUUACCUGCCCUGGAAAUAAAUAAGCUGGAUAUGCAGUGGGUACAAGUCCUGGCGGAGGGCUGGGCAACACCGCUGAAUGGCUUUAUGAGAGAGAGAGAAUACCUGCAGUGCCUUCAUUUUGACUGCCUGCUUGAUGGGGGAAUCAUUAACCUGUCAGUGCCUAUAGUGUUGACAGCCACAACGGAAGACAAGGAGAGACUGGAUGGCUGCACAGCUUUUGCUCUGCUGUAUGACGGUCGCCGUGUGGCUAUUCUCCGCAAUCCAGAGUUCUUCGAGCACCGGAAAGAGGAACGCUGUGCCCGGCAAUGGGGGACAACGUGCAAGGACCACCCUUACAUCAAGAUGGUCAUGGAACAAGGGGAUUGGCUUGUGGGGGGUGAUCUCCAAGUCCUUGAUCGCAUUUACUGGAAUGAUGGCCUUGACCAAUACCGUCUCACACCUGCUGAACUAAAGCAGAAGUUCAAAGACAUGAAUGCUGACGCUGUCUUCGCCUUCCAGUUGCGCAACCCUGUGCACAGUGGACAUGCCCUGCUAAUGCAAGAUACUCAUAAGCAGCUUCUGGGUCGAGGUUACAGGCGCCCAGUCCUCCUUUUGCAUCCUCUGGGGGGCUGGACAAAGGACGAUGACGUUCCUCUGUCGUGGCGAAUGAAACAACACGCAGCAGUCCUGGAGGAAGGGAUAUUGAACCCAGAAACGACUGUGGUGGCCAUAUUUCCUUCUCCCAUGAUGUAUGCUGGACCAACUGAGGUUCAGUGGCAUUGCAGGUCGAGGAUGGUAGCUGGAGCAAACUUCUACAUUGUGGGUCGAGAUCCUGCCGGCAUGUCUCAUCCCGAGACUGGAAAAGAUCUCUACGAUCCAACCCAUGGUGCCAAAGUGCUGACUAUGGCGCCAGGCCUGAUAACGCUGGAAAUCGUACCCUUCAGAGUGGCAGCUUAUAACAAGAAAAAGAAAUGCAUGGAUUACUAUGACUUGGAACACCACGAAGACUUCGAAUUCAUUUCAGGAACUCGCAUGCGCAAAAUGGCUCAGGAAGGACAAAAUCCUCCUGAAGGCUUCAUGGCUCCCAAAGCAUGGACUGUGCUGAAAGAGUAUUACAAAUCCUUGGAAAAGGCUUAGGCUACUUAUUUGUUGCAGAUCAGCCUUUGACGUUUGAUUUAUUAGCAAGAAGGAGGACCACACAAUCGUCGUUUUGGUGCUGCUUUGUUGUCGUGUCUGUCAGGAAGCAUUUCCUCUAAAAAACACCAGGCCCUUUCUCCUUAACUUAGCAUCGUUUUCUGCUUCUCUUAUGGGUUCCAUUACUUAUUGGCACCUAACAAACUGCUGGUUCUAAUGUCUUCUAUUUUUAUUACAGUUGAUAUUCUUGCAGUAAGUUUUCUAAACCUCGUCUUUCUAAAACAUUAUUAUACCUCUGUGCCCUGCGGUUCUCAGUGCUGCUGAAACUCUCCCCCUCCCUCCUUUCACAUUAUUUAAUGUAUCUCAUGUCUUUUUCUGUGUGGGUAUGUUGCUUUUCAUAGUUUACAGGCUUAAUAUGGCAGUUUGAUUAUACCAGCUAGAUAUAGGUGCUAAAUCGAAUCAAAACGAAAAAGAUUUUUAAAAAGAUACUAACCUUGUACUUUUCAGCCAGUGCUCUUCGAAGUUCUUGUAUGGAAUCUCCAGAAUAGACUACACUGUAUUGCAAAUUAAACUUUCUGUACCAAA
Molecule: messenger RNA, 3140 nt
Organism: Podarcis raffonei (Aeolian wall lizard)
Lineage: Eukaryota; Metazoa; Chordata; Lepidosauria; Squamata; Lacertidae
Gene: PAPSS1
Product: 3'-phosphoadenosine 5'-phosphosulfate synthase 1
Exons: 13
Coding region: 393-2558 (721 amino acids)
Biological process (GO): 3'-phosphoadenosine 5'-phosphosulfate biosynthetic process; sulfate assimilation
Molecular function (GO): sulfate adenylyltransferase (ATP) activity; adenylylsulfate kinase activity; ATP binding
Source: RefSeq, a predicted model, not a curated record